AUGGCAACCCCAAACAUCACCCGAAUCUCAGACUUACCCCGGGGUCAAGAGUGGCGCGUCGGUGCAGCAGUCUUCCGGUACCAAGAGAACGGGCACUACACUGUCCUACUGCUGAAGCGCGCCACCGGCUCGCACACAAUUGGAUGGUGGAAUACUCCAACGGGCCCAGUUCGAGACACUGAUGAGACCGUCGACGAUACCAUGAGACGGAUCAUCUUUGAGCAGACAGGUCUUGGACUACAGGGCUACCACAACAUCUAUCAAGUAGCAUCAUUGUCGUGGGGAUCUGAAGAACAGCCCAUAACGAAACUCAACUUUGUGAUCCAUGAUAAAUCUGCUGACAUAGUCGCAAUCCGCCUCAGCGAGUUUUCCGAGUAUCAAUGGGUGGAAGAGGAACGUAUCGACUCUCUCUCCAUCCCUGUCGCAAUGCAGGAUGUGAUACGCACGGGAUUUGAACUACACCGCGAGGGAUACAUAUGA
Penicillium mononematosum is the source of this 480-nucleotide messenger RNA. RefSeq names its product NUDIX hydrolase. NCBI's taxonomy places the organism in Eukaryota, Fungi, Ascomycota, Eurotiomycetes, Eurotiales, Aspergillaceae. The coding region runs from base 1 to 480 and encodes 159 amino acids. The record is from RefSeq and is a predicted model, not a curated record. The transcript has a single exon.